AUGGCUGGCAGCAGCAACUGGACCCAGGUGACGGAGUUUGUUCUUCUGGGUUUCUCUGGGAUCACGCAUGGUCAGACGUACCUGUUCCUGGUGUUCUUGGUGAUCUACUUGGUUACCCUGUUAGGGAACCUCACCAUAGUCGGCCUGAUCCUGCUGGAUCCCCACCUUCAUAGCCCCAUGUACUUCUUCCUCAGUCAUUUGUCUUGCAUGGACGUUUGCUCCUCAUCCGUCACUGUCCCCAAAAUUUUGGCCAACCUCCUCUACAACCACCACGCCAUCUCCUACCACGCGUGCCUGGCCCAGAUGUUCUUCCUGAUGGCUUUCUCAGGUUCUGAGUGCUGGCUGUUGGCCGCCAUGGCAUACGAUCGCUAUGCCGCCAUUUGCCAGCCUUUGCAUUACUCACACCUCAUGAGUCCGUGUGUGUGUGUACAACUAGCCACCAUCGUCUGGGUCGUGGGCUUCCUGGACUCAGUGGUUCACACAGCCUUGGCCUCCAAAUUACACUUCUGUGCGGCCUUCCAGAUCCACCACAUCUUCUGCGACCUCCCACCGCUGCUGAAAAUCGCCUGCGGGGACACGCGCAUCAACGAAAUUACCGUUCACAUAGCCACCAUCUUUAUGGGCCUGGGCCCAUUCCUGGUAGUCGUCAUCUCCUACGUCUACAUCUUGGCUUCCAUCUUGCGGAUCCGCUCCAACACUGGGCGGCACAGGGCCUUCUCCACCUGCACCUCCCACAUGAUAGUGGUCGUCCUCUACUUCGGAAAUGGAUUGGUGAACUACAACCGCCCCAGCGCAGGCUACUCCUUGGAGGUUGACACCCUGAUCUCCACACUCUACUGCAUCAUCACCCCUAUGCUGAACCCUCUCAUCUAUAGCCUCCGCAACAAGGAGGUGAAAGAAGCCCUGAAGAAGGUUCUGGGGGGGACAGGAGAAGGAAUACGCUUCUACACAGAGAAAGUGAGAGGCGGACUUUGACCAGGGCAUCUCUGCUCUCCUCUGACCCUGCCAUUGCCCUUAGGGAGCUCAAGGUAAUCCUCCAAGACCACAGAGAAACCCACUUCCUGUAGACUCCAUUUCGCUCAUAUUUAUAAACACGUUUUUAUUAUUUCCAUGGAGACCCCCCCAAAGUAUGUUAUGAAAACCUAUGUUUCUGUACAAACACCACAACUAAUCAGCAAAGCAUGUUCCUAUGAAGUGAUAUGCAAUUUAGGAUAAACCUCAGGAACUGGUCUUUGGUAUUCUGGAGAAUUUGUAAAUGAAAUGAAGCUUCACCAUUCUCCUGCAAAGAUGUCUCUGUAAAUUGUUCCUCUUGCCGGUCUUAGUUUGUGAGUCAAUUGUUCCACCAGGGCCAUACGGUCUUGUACCAAUCAUUCAAGUUUGCACCUUUUAAGUCCUUCCAGAAUGUGACUAUAACCAUACCUGCAACCACAAAGAGAAAUUCAUUUCAUGGUUUAUCCAACAAGUCCUGAUUCUCAUUGAAAUACGGAUUGAGUAACACAAGUUCUGAAGACUUGCUGACAUGCUGAUGGGCAAUUUUGCUUACGUCAUUAAGCACUUGUUCCCCCAAAUAUGCCACCUUUGUGCAUGUCCACCACAGGUGCCUAUAGUUCCCAUAUUCAGAGAACUGCCGGCAACUGGUGAGACCUGUCAAAACUCAUUAUUCCAACCAGAGACUCUAAACUGUAGAUUGCUGUAUUUAUUUACAUUGAAGGCUUCUUCAUGAACGAUUGGCUCUGUAGGAGCCAAUAUAUGCUAAUCUCCUUACAGGUUCUCCUGUUUUCAUAGGGCUGUUUCUUUUCACAGCUUGGGCCACAGCAGAGGUGACAGAGAAGCAGAAACAACCUUUGGGAGACCUAAGACCAGGAGCUCAAAGGAGAAGGGCUUGUAGUGCGGCUGCCCCUGUUCUGUGGAACAGCGUUUCUGUCAAGA
This is a messenger RNA of Podarcis muralis (Common wall lizard), 1929 nucleotides long. The record is from RefSeq and is a predicted model, not a curated record. NCBI's taxonomy places the organism in Eukaryota, Metazoa, Chordata, Lepidosauria, Squamata, Lacertidae.